This is a messenger RNA of Lachancea meyersii CBS 8951, 1455 nucleotides long. Lineage: Eukaryota; Fungi; Ascomycota; Saccharomycetes; Saccharomycetales; Saccharomycetaceae. The record is from the annotation of a GenBank genome assembly.
AUGUCAAAAUCUCUGAUUCGUAAGGCCAAAAAUGUGGUCAAUGGCUACUCCAGCACACAGGUAUUGUUGCGAGAGGCCACUUCUAAUGACUCAGAUGGUCCAUCUGUGGAGCUUUUGGACGAAAUCGCGGAGCGCUCGUGGGAUAACGUAAGCUUUUUCGAGGUCAUGGAUAUGCUGGACAAACGUUUGAACGACAAGGGCAAAAACUGGCGCCAUGUGGCGAAAUCGCUGACGGUUCUGGACUAUUUGGUGCGUUGCGGCUCAGAUCACUGCGUUCCCUGGGCCAAGGAGAAUCUUUAUAUCAUAAAAACGUUGCGAGAGUUCAUCCACGAGGACGAAAUGGGAGUUGACCAAGGGCAGAUCGUGCGUGUGAAGGCCCGUGAGCUGACAGCGCUGUUGCUGGACGACGAGCGUUUGCAAGAAGAGAGAUCGCUCCGGCGGCAAAAUCGCCGCCCCAGACGGCGUAGAACUCGCGAUGACCCCAAUGACGACAUGCAGCGUGCUUUGGAGGAAAGCAGACUUACCGCAGAACAAGAAGAAGAGGAGCGUCGCAGACGCUACGAGCUUUACGACAACAGCAAUGACGACCUGCAAACCGCGUUGCAGCUCAGCAAAGAGGAGGAAGAACUCAGGCGUCUACGAGCUCUGCAAUUGGAACAGCAAAUGCAACAGGCUCAGAACCAAAUGUUUGGCUACCAGCAGCCUCAGCAACAAUCCAUGUACUACGAUGUGUUUGGAAACCCUAUUACAGCAGAAGAAUAUCUCCAGUAUCAGCAGCAAAUGAACGAACAGCAGCUUGCACAACAGAAGUACCAACAGGCUGCGCAGCAGCAAUAUCUUGCUCAACAACAGUACCUAGCUCUCCAGCAGCAACAGCAACAAGAUCUUGCUCAUCAGCAAUACUUUCAAACGCUUGCUCAGCAACAACAGCCUUUGGCAACAGGUUCCAACAAUCCGUUCGCGAGAAACUCUCAAGCAGCCUCGGCAAACACUGGAGUUCAGUCUCCUCCAUCAAGACCGAUGGAAUUGCCACAGCAUCAGCCUGUACAACAAGCGCCUCCUCCUCAGCAGCAACCUCUCAAACAAACCAGGACUGGGAACCAGUCUGUAUCUGAUAAAUUCAGUGACCUGAACAAUCUUCUGGCCUCCGGUACUGGCCUAGAUACAUUUGGUAACACAGGCCAGACCCGUAUUCCUGCCCAGCAUACGAAGACAGGUACUUUUAUCAAUUCACAGGGCACUGGCUACAAGCAAGUCACCAGCAAUGGGCCUCAGGGAAAGAAGAAUCCUUUCCUAGCUCAACAAUACACUGGGCUUCCAAGCACCUCUGUUGUGCCUUCGUAUACAGGCUAUGGUUUUGGUAAUGGUAAUCAGAACUACCAACCUCAACAACAGCAUAACCAGAACUUUUCGAACGGGACUGCCGAUCAGGGCGUCAGCCUGAUAGAUUUGUAG